AUGAUGAAUGCCAGGGGAUUGUUGAAACACCACAAAAGACGUUUCUCCUCAGAUGCGGGAGCUUUAGCAGGGUUGAUGAGGAAAAGUUCAGCUUCUUUCACCCGAAGGUAUGCACUUUCGGAGGGACGUGCAAACCAGGAACCUAUUGUCCAAGGGGAGCGACGACGCCGGUGCAAUGCCCAGAAGGGUCGUACUGCGCACAUCAUGGCCUCACAAAUGUCUCUGGACAGUGCACAGCAGGAUACAACUGCCCAGCGGGCUCUUCAAGCCCUCAUGAUGUCUCGGCACUGUGCCAACCAGGGCAUUACUGCCCAGGAAAUGGAGCUACUGCCACACCCUGUAGUGCGGGAAAAGUGCUGGGCGGCUUGGGUGGCACGGAGGAAGCGGAGUGCUCUCCAUGUCCAGCUGGACAUUAUUGCGACCAGGGAGGCAUUGCAUCUCCAUCUGGUGCCUGUCCAGCAGGCUUUUUUCAUGACAAAAUAUGUGACGCAUUCACACCUAUGCAACAAGCGUGUGUCGGAAAGGGUGCUGCCAUCUAUUUUAAAAUUCAUUUUGUUUUCCUUCAAACUGGCGCUGCCGUCACGUGUGACAUUUCUCGUCGCAGGGAAGUACUGCCCAGCAGGCACGGAGAGCCUGAGCCGUGCCACAGAAUGUGAUGCCGGCCACAUGUGCCCUGAAGGUAGCGCAGCGCCUGUUCCGUGUCCCCGUGGAACAAAACAGCCCGAAACAGGGAAAGCAUCAUGCAUUAGCUGCAGUGCCGGGGAGAUUUGUAGUGAAGGCAGUACGGCAGGGCAAACAUGCCAAGUGGGGUUUACAUGCCCCGAGGGGACAUCCGUCAACACGUCAUUCCCUUGUCCUCCUGGGACCUUUUCAGAUCAACCUGGUAGUUGUACAUCGUGCCCGAAAGGUUUUUAUUGCGAUGAACCAGCAAGAACUGCCGCUAGUGGACAGUGCAAGGCUGGAUAUUACUGCCCUGCCGGCACCAAAUGGAAGGAGCCUACGACCAUUUGCAAGCAUGGAGAAAUGUGUCCUCCUGGGUCAAGCACUCCUCAGGAUUGUCCACCGAAUCAUUUCUGUAACACGCCCAAGCUCGGGGAGCCUUCAGGCCCCUGCAGUGGUGGAUUCGUCUGCACUUCUAGGUCAACUAGUCCCAGGCCGACAGGGGAGCAAAACGGCUCCUCCUGCGAUGAAAAUAUGCAGGGAAGGCCUUGCCUCAAAGGGCACUACUGCCCUCGCCCUGACUCCCCGCUGAUUGCGGGGACAGGCUUUGCCGGCAGUUCAGGAGAUGGGCUUUCCGGCCCAGAGACUCUGCUGAAGCUGCCUGCAAACGCUAUAAUGGACCCAACUACAGGGGAUGUUUACGUUACAGACUACAGCAACUACGCUGUGAAGGUAGUUCACGGAGACAUAGGCACUGUGGAAACUUUAGUCUCCGGAGCAUCUGUCGGUGGAGCGCUCAGCUGGAUCCAAAGUACCAGCCCUGUCGGUCUUGCAUUCUGCCAACGCACUAAGAAGCUGUACAUUUCCUAUCCAGGCAGAAACGCCAUUGUUGAGCAUGAUGUGGGGUUGCGCUCCUCCGCAUUGCUGAGCGAACUUAGUGCUAAACUUUCAAAGCCAUUGGGCCUAGAUAUCGAUGCUGAUUGCACCAGCAUCUAUAUUGCUGACAGUGGGAGCCAUCGUGUUCUGAAGCACGAGCUCGCUGCAAGUCAAUCAAUCGAGACAAUCAUUGGAACUGGCACCGCAGGGAAAAGUGAUCCGGCGGCACCUACCGCUCCUACUUCAUUCCAGAUCAAUUUGCCUUCUGGGGUGGCCCUCCACAAUGGCAUUCUCUACGUUGUGGAUUCUGGAAAUAGGCGGGUGUUAGAGGUGACGUUGGGCACGAAUGCUGUCAAAGUACUUCCUGGAGCCGGUGACAACGCACCCAGUAGCGGCCAAAGCCCUUUGGGAGUCUUCUUUGAGAAGCCCGUCUCAGCAGCUAUAGCUGAACAGGAGAGCGACAUAUUACUUGUCGUUGCUGACGUCGUUGCACGAGCUCUGAGAAAGAUAGACCUAACCGCAAAUACUAUAUCGACACUGAAGGAUUUUUCCGCUUGGCGGUCCCCAGUUGUCGACGAUGCAGAGACUAGCAUUGCCACGGCUGGAUUAGAGGAAGCAUUUUAUGGAAUUAGUAGUUUCUACGGUGCAAAUAAGAAGCGAACAGGGGUGCUCCUGGCUGACAGCUAUACUCACCGAAUACGGCGAAUCGACCUCGAAGGGGAUCUUUAUUCGCGGCCAGCUUUGUCAGAUAUCCCGUGCCCCAAGGGAACAUAUUUACCAUACACUGGGGCCGCUUCAGAAGCCGAGUGCAUAAAGUGCCCUUUUGGGAUGUACUGCAGCACCGCUGGGCUUAUUGAACCGGAAGGGAGAAUAGGUGCCAGAGCAAGGCGUCCUAACACUAGGGAACUGCCGUUGCAGCAUGAAGCCCUUCCUGGCUCGAACCUAACGGGAAGCCGUGCAACCCCCUCCUCGGGAUGGUUCACACGCCGCCCGGGUACUGCGUGCUGCAGUGGGGUGGGCAUGUGCCCACAUCGUGCUGUAGCUAAUCAGGACAAAGAGGAGAUAUUCGUGGUAGACCUGGAGAAGCCGACGGAUUUGCUCGGCAUUCUCGUACAGCUCGAAGGGGACCAAUACCCUGCGACGGAUCCAUUUGGUCUGCUCCCUACACUAGAGCUAGGAGGCGCCGUCUCUCCUAUGGCAACAGAUCAGUACACCGCAUCAUGGAUUAUAACGGCGGGGAAUUGA
Messenger RNA from Eimeria maxima, 2781 nucleotides. RefSeq lists its product as hypothetical. The transcript is spliced from 18 exons. NCBI's taxonomy places the organism in Eukaryota, Apicomplexa, Conoidasida, Eucoccidiorida, Eimeriidae. The coding region runs from base 1 to 2781 and encodes 926 amino acids. The record is from RefSeq and is a predicted model, not a curated record.